CUGGUUGAUCCAUCCGGAUAGCUGGCUGUGUUGUGUUUGUAAGCGUUCUCUGAUACGUCGCCGUCGUUCCAUGGGACCAGUUUUCGUUUGAAUACUUUUUUUCUUCGCUCUGUUCGCUUGUUGUUGGUCGCCAAGGCAAAGUAGAAUCGUUGGCGCGUAUCGUCGACUGUUGCGCGCGUUGUCGCUGGAUGCUGCCAGUUCAGUUCUGCAGCGAAUCUCGUCCGGAGUGCGUUAUAGCUGUUUAUCUGUGUAGUGCGCACAAGUCUCGCGGGUGGAGUAGUGUGAUUCCAUAUUUGAGUUGAACAAACAUCUCCACGGGAGAAGGAGCAAUCCAAGCAGUCGAUAUCACUUCCGGGGUUUCACCAUCCCCUCAAGGAUAUUCUCCCAGCCAUCGUACGGUUGGAUUGGGAUAAGCAAAAGCACCGAAAAACUCUAAAUCCCAUCAGACCAGCCAGGAGAGGCCACACUCCGGAGCCUAUCAUUGCCAGCUGGGUCGCUCAAGCCGUCGGUCGGUCAGUCGUUCGCCACCUGCCGCAGUCCUGAUAGAUAAUUUCCCCUUCGACUGCAGACCAGCCUGCUCGCGCGCCGCUCCGUAAUGAAUUAAAUUUGUUUGUUACUCAUUCAAUUAAUAUAGGCUAAUUAAUAAGCGUGAGAAGUGUGCUGCCAGUCAGCUUUUUUUUCUGUCUUCGCCCCAGCGAGGAAGGUGAACGUGAGCUCAACGAAACGUUAGGCAAGGUUAAACACAAACACAUUUGCUCGGGAAGAAAACAAGGAAAGUCACGUGAGCUUCCGAAAGGUGAAUCCCGCGUAACUUCGGGUGUGUGUGAACGGGUGUGUGCCAAUUAGGCGAGCGCAGGUCAUCGACGCUGAAUUUGUCUUCGCUGUCGCCGUCGUCUGUGAUCUCAAGAGAUAGUUAAGGUAGUCAAGUGUUGCAUAAUUAAACAGUGAGUGUGAGUCCAACUGUAAGGGAUAAGUGCGCUUGGAAUUGUAUACGACUUUAACUACUAAAGCUAAUGGUGAAUGUUAUGAUCUACGUGUUUCAAAAAUACCCAAAAAUGCAACUGCUCAAAGCUGUAUCAAGGUGAAUUUUUACUUUGAAGUUCAUGGAAAUAUUUCAAUAGACUGAACAUGGCGUUGUUUAAGUUAAAAUAAGAUUCGCCGUGCGACGGGUGAAGAGGAGGCCGUCAAUAAAAGUGCAUUAGGAAUAGUAUUGCUGUGUAAAACGUAACGAGAGCAUCAAACUGUCGGCUUUGUCCAUCAGAAACUUCUCAGCAAACAUGCUGAACAAUCUGGGUGCUGCCGGACUGGGAGGGCCAAAAGAGUGCGACCUGCCAAAGGCGGCCAUCACGUCCCUGCACGGUGGCAACGGCUUUGGCCCGGUUCCGAACUCGGCCAGCUCGGACAGCAAUGGCAAUCGGUUGCACACCAACAGUGUUGGAUCGGCUGGCGGUGGCGGCGGCGGGGCUGGUCUCUGCGAGCCGCACAACAUACACCAGGAUCAGAAUACUGACAAAAAUGGCAAACAGAAGAGGCAUCGAACACGCUUUACCCCGGCCCAGCUGAACGAACUGGAACGGUGCUUCUCGAAGACGCACUAUCCGGACAUUUUCAUGCGGGAGGAGAUUGCCAUGCGGAUCGGGCUGACAGAGUCGCGAGUACAGGUUUGGUUCCAGAACCGUCGAGCCAAGUGGAAGAAACGGAAGAAGACCACCAAUGUGUUUCGAACGCCAGGAGGCCUUCUGCCGUCGCAUGGUUUGCCGCCCUUCGGAGCCAACAUCACCAACAUCGCCAUGAGCGAGAGCUUAUGUGGGACAUCGAUGUUCGGUGGGGACCGAUGGGGAGUGGGUGUCAACCCAAUGACUGCCGGAUUCGGUCAAUUGAAUCAAACCUCGUCUCUCUCCGGCACCCUGAACGGGGGGCUGAACUCGGGGAUCAAUAUUUCCUCCGCCAUGGGAGCCGGCGGCUAUCACAACUACGGACUGAACGCUUUGGAUAUUGCCUUUUCAGGUGAUUCCAUGAUGUACCAACACUCGGUAGGAGGCGUUGGUUGCACGGGAGGAUCGCCAACAUCGACCCCGCCCAACAUCAAUGCGUGCUCGUCCUCGACGCCCCCGUUGUCGAGUAGCCAACAGCAACAACAGCAGCAACAACAGCAGCAGCAACAGCAGCAACAGCAACACCAGCAACAGCAAGGUGCUAGUCAGAAUGAACCCAACGCCAAUGGAGAUAUGUCCAACCCGGGUGCCAACCCGCACAACAUCUCCAACUGUCAAGGACUAAGUUCUGGCGGUGCCGAGGGUGAAGAGGAUCUCUGGCGGGGUCACAGCAUAGCGGCUCUGCGAAGACGGGCCUCGGAGCUGAACCAAACGAUGCCCUCGUACUUGCACGCGCAUAACUACGACCACCACAAUUCGGUGUAUUGACUGCCGUUAUUCAAAUGAACCUUCGACGACAAGGUGGGACCGUGGAGAAAAAAAAAUGUAUAAAUUAGAAGUGUAAAGUUGGAAUACCCAUUGCACGUUCCAAAAAAAUGAUACGUACAGCGAACAGCAACAAAACAGACCUUUGCCGUUAUCAGUAUUACGCAAGUGGAACAUGAAGUUUAGUUAAAUUAUACACAACAUUAUGCAUUGUUCAGUUCCUUUAUAACUCGAAAUGAAGAAGACCGCUAUGAGAAACUAAGUAUACGACGAAAGAAGAAAGCCCAGUGAAACAAUUAGGGUAAGACGGUAUAAUGCGCCCCACCUGGCCAAAACGCCCCCCUUUGAUUUCUAGAAAACUAUAACUAACUAAGGGUCAAAUUCAGUUGGUACCUAUAAAUAUUUGUAAAACCAUCAUCCUAUGUGAAUAUGGGAAAAAAAAAUUUUGUAUUACUUAAUGAAAAUAUUUGCAAAAUACAAAAAGUCACAGUUUUGAUGUAACUUUUAAUGUUUGUUUGCUGAACAUUCUGGAGCGACUCUGGCAUACUGUCCGCAAAACUUGCACUGGAACACUCAGUUGGGCAACAAAAUUACUUUUCUCAGUGGUUAAUAUGAUAUAAAAUUGCUUCCAUCUUCAAAAAUGUAACGAUUUUCGAAAACAUGUUUCACUGGCCAAAACGCCCCAGUGUAGGCAGGACGAUAUGCCCUUACCAACUGGACACAAGCGCAGCGAGCCUGCAGCAGUUGCUUCCAAAUUGUAUGAAAAAUAUUGCAAUGUAAUUCAUACCUGCUUGGAUGGACCUAUAUUGGUUUUUUCAUGUCAAGCGCAUAAGGAUUUGUAGCCUUUUUAUUAUGGGAUUGAUAAAAUAUCAAUGAAGGGCUAUUAAAUGAUUUUGGUUGAGGUGGGGCGUAUUGGCCAGGCACUUUUUAAAUUUCAUUUUUUCACGACUUUUCAAAAAAGCUUUAUUACGUGUUAUCUGUAAUAUUUUUAUGUGUCUACUCACGGGCAAUGCAUUUGUGACUUCCUGCACUACCAAAUAACACAAAGUUUGCAUAAAUUGCGUUGAAAAGUAAAAAGUUAUCAAGGAGUUGCCUUAGGGGGCAUAUUAUACCGUCUUACCCUAAAAAUUGUAUACGAUUAGUCAAGAACUGUAGAAGAGAAAAAAUAGGACUAGUUUGUUUUAUAAUUUAAAGAAAAGUUACUGUGUUUUGUUUUGGAACACAAAUCUACCAAUUUAUAAAUUCAAUCUACUAAUGUGAGAACCUAUACGAAAGAAAACAUGUAUACGAUUGCGUUUUUCAGCAAGCAAAACAAAAAAAAGUCUCAAGCAACAAGAAAAAAAAACACAAAAUGAUAAUAAACUCGGUAAGCAGUAAUUCUAUACUAUUUGUCACUAAAAGUCUAUUUAAGAAUACAAAAUGUGGAAGUAAAAAUGGAUAAGUGAAUUUCAAGAGAAAAUCAGUUUAACGAAAAAAAAAUCUGAAAUUGAACAAAGCACUAAAGCGCGGUUUUGUAUACGUGUAAAUAAAUUAGAAAACGCUGCUCUAGGAUAAAACAGUUACUAUAGGAAGGGACAACAGUGUAAUGUAAUUUUUUUCUCAAUUGUUUUAGUUUCCUGUUCGUUACUUAGCAAUAGCAUUAUGCAAUACACGCAAGUAAUUUAUUUUUGUACAAAACAAAACAAACAUGAAAACAAUGAAAAACCGGUAUUCUUUCAGAGCUCAUUUUGUACAGUAAGAAAAUGUCGAUGCGGAGUGGACCCGCUACACUACUGGUUGGUUGAUUCGGCAUCGAUUGCGAUAGGUAAGCAAAACCAUAAAAUGCAUUCUAAGGACGUAAAUCCUAAUCCAAUAAGCUAAAGUGGAAUAAAUUGCAACCAAUGUAUACGAUAUGGAGAAACAUUUUAAAACCUAUAAGAUAAAAAACUAAGAACAGAUGUAUGUUAGUAAAAUAUUUCAUUAUCGAUAUCGAAUAAAAUGGAUAAAAUGAAACAAAA
Molecule: messenger RNA, 4417 nt
Organism: Armigeres subalbatus
Lineage: Eukaryota; Metazoa; Arthropoda; Insecta; Diptera; Culicidae
Gene: otp
Product: homeobox protein orthopedia
Exons: 8
Coding region: 1278-2423 (381 amino acids)
Biological process (GO): regulation of DNA-templated transcription; neuron differentiation
Molecular function (GO): DNA-binding transcription factor activity, RNA polymerase II-specific; DNA binding
Source: RefSeq, a predicted model, not a curated record